AUGGGACAGGUGGCUAAUGCCCUCAACGGGAGGGAAGAGAGGAAACUUCCAAGUCAGCUGGUGGCCAACCCGAAGGGACACUACAUAGUAGAGACGAUACUUCACAACACCAGCAAGUUCAAGCCAUCACCACAUUGCGAAGUGGAAGAAGGGUCGACAAUCAUGUCUCCCACUCUUGAGAUACCAUAUGAGCCCCGGGUCCCAUUCUCAGAACGUCUCAAGGCACCUUCUCACUUAAGGAAACAAGUAAAGAAAAUACAAGAUAUGAUGGAGGUUUUCAAACAGGUAAAAAUCAACCUCCCAUUCCUUGAUGCCAUCAAGCAAGUACUUGCUUAUGCCAAAUUCCUCAAAGAUCUGUGUACUCAAAAGCAACUAACAAAGGCUAACACUCCAAAGAAGGUGUUUCUCACUGAGCAGGUCAAUUCUAUCCUUCAGCACAGUCUCUCUCCCAAGUUCAAGGACCCUGAUGCUCCCACCAUCUCCUGUAUUAUUGGAGACCACAAGAUUGAUAAAGCCCUCCUUGAUUUGGGAGUUGGAGUGAAUCUAUUGCCGUACUCAGUCUAUUUACAGCUCGGUUUAGGGGAAUUAAAGCCCACACCAAUUAUCUUGCAAUUGACUAAUCGAUCCAUCAAGAAACCACGGGGAAUCAUCGAGGAUGUUAUUAUCCAAGUCGACAAUUUCUAUUUCCCCGUGGACUUCAUUGUUUUUGAGACUGAACUAGUGGGUAAUCCCACAAAGAUGAUCCAUGUAAUCCUCAGUCUCCCUUUCUUAACUACGGCUAAUGCGAACAUAAACUGUAGGAUUGGAAUUAUGAAGAUUAGGUUUGGGAAUCUAAAGGUAAAAUUCAACAUAUUCUAUACAUUCCAGCAACAUAUCCAUGAGUGCUUCUUUUUAGACUCCGUAGAGAACUUGGUUGGAGAGCCCCCUCUUUGCAUUCUUACUAAAGAUCCCUUUGAGGCUGGAAUGACGUACAUCAAGGUGGAUAAUUGUGAUACAGGGCAAUCCAUAGGCCAAGCAAAUUACUGGCUUUCCACUACUGCCAAACUCGACGUUCCUCCAUUGGCCAUACCCAGAACAUCUUGA
Messenger RNA from Alnus glutinosa, 1083 nucleotides. RefSeq lists its product as uncharacterized. The record is from RefSeq and is a predicted model, not a curated record. The coding region runs from base 1 to 1083 and encodes 360 amino acids. Lineage: Eukaryota; Viridiplantae; Streptophyta; Magnoliopsida; Fagales; Betulaceae. The transcript is spliced from 2 exons.